AUGCCGAGAAAACGAGCUUGUGAUUCCUGCCACGAGAAAAAGAUUUCAUGCGAUGGAGGCACCCCACGAUGUGACUGGUGUAACCACCGCAAUCUAGACUGCACAUAUCACCGAGCCUCCGCAGCUAGCCGGAAAAGGCCUCAGCCAGCUGAAUUCAGCUUACAAGAUGAAAUCGAGCAACGGCUUGAACGGCUAGAAAGUCUACUCCAGGGAUUGCGGCGAACAGACAGAGGCGACCCAUCACCGCCUGCGGAAAAUAGUGACAAACUUCCGAGUAGGAGCCAGCCUCCUUCACACGGCGGCAUCUUCUACGGCAGUCUCUACUUCGCUGGCUGCCAUCUCGGAGACAUCAGCUCUCGAAAUGGGAUCCCAAUCUUCUCAGAUGAAGGGCGGAAAUGGGUUCAGGACAGAACAGGCGAAACCGCGGCGCUGGAAGGCGGACAAGAGCUGAGCGAAAUGGACUUGGAUUUCGCCCAAAAUAAGCUGAGCGAUCUUGCACUACUUGGUGGACACAACUCAGCUCCUCCCCUGCCCACGAAGGCUACAGCCCAGUCUUGUCUUGACAUCUUCCGAGCGUCAACUCUACAGGUCGUGUUUCCCGUUGUUGACCUCAGCACGUUCCAGGACACCAUAGACCGAGCGUACGAGGGGACCGCCGAAUCGACUCGUGCCAUGGUCUGCGUCCUUUCGUUCAUCUCCUUCCUUUCACUUCUCGAGCCGCAGAAAACUGCAGAAUUACUGCCUGAUGUUGAAAUGUACGCUACGAAAGCCGAGCAGCUGCUUCUAUUAACCAUGGCUGAGCCAACAAUAGAGGGCCUCCAGGCCGCGCUUCUGCUAUGCUUAUAUCUCGACUUUUCGGGCCAACUUCAAGCAGCCUCGAUGCUCCAUUCUCUGGCAUCAAGGAGUUUGUUCAUGCUCGGGGGCCAUCUAAAACCGAAGCCACCCUCUGGCGCGACCCCAGACGAUGCUCGGCUACGUCACCUGCGUACACUGUUCUGGCUCUGCUAUUUCUGUGACAAGCAUAUCUCGCUUCGCACCGGCCAGCCACAUGCUAUAGCAGAUGACCAAUGUGACCUUGCGCUUUGUGAUGAUUAUACCGGACUUGAUUUCAUUGAUCUUAAGAUGGAUGGCCCAAGCUUGACGCAAUAUCUUCCCAAGCCCCUGCAGCCUAGCGAUUUGGGUCUGACCAUCAUCAAGUCCAAAGUUUUCAGCUUACUUUUCACGCCGAGCGCCCUUAAAAAGUCGGACACCGAGAUUCUGCAUACUGUGCGUAUGCUCGAUGAGGAGCUCGAGAGAUGGCGCAUGUCUGUACCGCAGUCUGUGCGCCCCAGCCUCUCUUCGGUGACUGAUCCCGCGGAUCCGAGCUUGCAGCACGAGUUCGGCAUGCUGUUGAUAUUUGUACGUUUUGAGUAUCUCUAUCUCUUAUCCGCUAUUCAUAGGGCAUGCGGGAGAUGCCAGGCUUGGUCUGUCGAUGGCGGAGUUCCCAAUGCAGUGAGGUCGAGUCUCCUACUCUCCGUUGAAGCAAGUCGCUCGACCUUGGUCUACCUCAAGGUGGCCUCAGAAAUGGUGCACCGGGAAUCUUUCUGGCUUGUCAUCUUUUACCCUCUUUGGGCAUCUGUGACAUUAUUCUGCAAUAUUAUUUACAAGCCGUUGGCCCGGCAUGCACAGAGUGAUGUCGAGCUCGUCAGCGCCGUCCCUUAUUUGCUGAAGAAGUUGAGGGCCCGGGAGCCAACUCCUAGCGAAGCUCUGCACUUGCAGAGACUGGAAGCAUUCAUCGCCGAGCUGAUUCACUUGGCAAACAAGGCGAUUUACAAGCAUAGAAUUGAGAAUCCAACCGCGCGGGGCAAAGAGUAA
Clonostachys rhizophaga is the source of this 1854-nucleotide messenger RNA. Lineage: Eukaryota; Fungi; Ascomycota; Sordariomycetes; Hypocreales; Bionectriaceae. The record is from the annotation of a GenBank genome assembly.